CCCAGCCCCCAAAAAUAUCCCUAUAUAAACUCAUCCUCCCAACAAUCUUCUCCACUCACCUCACUCUUCACUUCUCCAACUCCCACCAAUAUCUCACAACAAGAGUCGAGACCACCUCCUCAAAAUGCCUUGCUCAAUCUCUCUCAACUCCCUCACUCAUCUCUCCAAAUCCACCGUCUUUCCGGACCAAAAAACAAGUCCAGUUUUAAUGAAACUCUCGGUCUCUGAUCUUCCUAUGCUCUCCUGUCAUUACAUUCAGAAAGGCUGCUUAUUCGCUCCACCACACGUUCCGAUCCCCGAGCGCAUCGCGCUCCUCAAACAAGGCCUUUCCAAGACUCUGUCCCAUUUCCCCGCGCUGGCUGGGCGUUUGAUAACUGACCAGGAGGGCUAUGUUUACAUCUCAUGUAACGAUGCUGGCGCGGAGUUUAUACAUGCUACUAGUACUCAUGUUUCCAUCAGGGACAUUUUGUCCCCGGUCCAUGUUCCUGAUUCUGUCAAACAGUUCUUCGCGUUUGACGGGGUUGUCAGCUAUGAAGGUCAUUUUAGGCCUAUUCUGGCGGUCCAGGUCACGGAGUUACACGAUGGAAUUUUUAUCGGGUGUUCUGUUAAUCACGCUGUGGUGGACGGAACUUCGUUAUGGAAUUUCUUCAAUACUUUUGCUGAAGUUUGUAAUAGGGGCGCUAGAAAGAUGUCGAAGCAGCCUGAUUUCAGCCGCGACUCUGUGAUUAUAUCAUCGGCAAUCCUGAAAGUUCCUGAGGAAGGACUUAAGGUGACGUUUGAUGUGCACGCUCCGUUGAAGGAGAGGAUUUUUAGUUUCAGCCGGGAGUCAAUUCUGAAGCUGAAAGAAAAGGUUAAUAAUAAUAAGAAAUGGAGUUUGUUUGGUAACGGAGGAAUUGACGCGGUGGAAUUGAUGGCGAAGCAGAGUAAUGAUCCGAUGAACGAGAAGAUCACGUCGAUGAUUGUGAAUUGGCUGGGAAUUAACGGAGUGACGAAAACGGAAAUGAACGAUCCGACGGUGGAGAUUUCAUCUUUUCAGUCCCUAUGUGCUCUUCUUUGGCGAGCGGUGACACGUGCUCGUAAAUUCCCAGCCAACAAAACGACCACGUUUCGGAUGGCAGUGAAUUGCAGGCACAGGCUCGAGCCGAAGCUGAAUCCGUAUUAUUUCGGAAACGCAAUUCAGAGCAUUCCGACUUAUGCCCCGGCUGGGGAGGUUUUGUCGCACGAUUUGCGGUGGUGUGCGGAGCAGCUGAACAAAAAUGUCAAGGCUCAUGAUGAUCAAAUGGUGAGGAGCUUUGUGAAGAAUUGGGAGAAGGAUCCGCGUUGUUUCCCAUUGGGAAACUUCGAUGGCGCUAUGAUCACAAUGGGGAGUUCGCCUCGGUUUCCGAUGUACGAAAAUGAUUUCGGGUGGGGGAAACCGAUCGCGGUUCGAAGCGGGAAGGCGAAUAAAUUUGACGGGAAGAUUUCGGCGUUUCCGGGCCGGGAAGGUGGCGGAAGUGUGGAUUUGGAGGUGGUUUUGGCACCUGAGACAAUGGCUGGAUUGGAAGCGGAUUCGGAGUUUAUGCAAUUUGUUUCGGGGUGUUAGUGUUUGAUUUUGUAAUGUAAGAUGAGUCUCUGUGGACAUAAUAUGUACUUCUAGUUGUUUAACUGAUUAAUGCUUUGUCAUUUGUAAUUUCUGGAAUUGAUUAGCCUUUAACUUUUUACAUCAAACUGGAGGUCUUUAUCCCCUUUUCUAAUAUAUCUUCGAGGAUUCGAAGUGGA
Molecule: messenger RNA, 1758 nt
Organism: Daucus carota subsp. sativus
Lineage: Eukaryota; Viridiplantae; Streptophyta; Magnoliopsida; Apiales; Apiaceae
Exons: 1
Coding region: 125-1582 (485 amino acids)
Source: RefSeq, a predicted model, not a curated record